GAUCACAAUCACCUACUCGGCCAGACUAUCGUGUGAUUAUCGGCGUGCCCAGACGCGACGAAUGUGGUGGUAGUAAACCGAUUUCACGAUUUCUUUGGCGAAUUUCCUCAUAAAUACAAACGCACCAUGGGAUGAAUGGCUUUGAGUAUUGCAAUGCCGGAGGAAUGACAACGCGAGUUGACUUCUUUUCUAGCAUGAGAAAAGUGAAAGUGCAAACAGCACGCUAGAUGGCGAGUCAUUGGAUGAUGAAAAAUUGGUUCUUGCGAUAUCCUUCAUAACCCCUCUCUAUAUUGUGCGAGGUGAUAAAUAUACCCCUCAUUCAAGCAUUCAAACAGUCCGAUGAGACUUUUGACACCAUUUACGACGGCACGAGAAUAGAAAACGAUGACGGGGAUGAACUACCACCGGAAUAGAUGGGCUGUGGGAGGAUCAUAUUUCCAAGCAUUUGCUAUAUAAACCCUUCUCAUUAACCAACAAGCAAUACUAUCAAAAAGACAGCUAGGUCAAGAACAUCUUAGAACAAGCAGACUUAUUAAAGAGCACCCGCCCAUACAAAACGAUCUCACCGACAAUUCACCAUCAUCAUGAAAUUCCAAUACUUGUGUUUUACAUCAGCCGCGCUGGCCAUCGCCAUCAUGGCAGCCCCGAUCAUUGAAACCAACUCACUGGCCGCACAUGAAGCCAGUGUUCCUCGGGGGUUCUUUAAUAACAAUGAUGCAGGGUCAGAUGUGAAACGGGGAUUUUUCAAUAAUGGAGAUUCAUCAGUUGCUGCAAAAGAAAAGAGAGGAUUUUUCAACAAUAACGAUGCAGGAUCUAGUGAAAAGCGGGGAUUCUUUAACAACAACGACGCAUCAGAUUCCUCGAAGACCAAACGAGGAUUUUUUAACAAUGGCAAUUUGGUGGGCGCUUCAAGACGUCAUGAAGCAAAAGAGCGGGGAUUUUUCAACAACGGGGACUCGGUGGCAGAGGCUUCAAAAUGAGAUGAGAUUGAUGAUGGGUACUAUUACACAUACACAGAUAGUAACAAGUAAAGAAACAGAAAAUCAUGGACUUCUCAGUCAGAAGUUGAGGAUAUGAGGAAAUGGCAGGCAUCUUCGCCGUGGGUGGAAUUGUUGGGCGGACUAAAGGACGCACGCGACUGUGUUAAUACAGUAUUGGAUCUUGUCUAUUUUCAACAAAUGACAAAUAUUAUUUCUUCUCCAUCAUGCGCGCAUAAACCGAUCUCAAUCUUAAUAAUGACACACGUAUCUCAUUGCAGAAAAAAGUCUCACGAAAUAACAAAGGAGAAAGCAGCGAUUAAUUUAGCGAUAUUGAGUAACAAAGAACCAUGUUUAGAGACGUAGGCUGAAUACUCAUAAUUCGUUAAAUUAAUAUACA
Botrytis cinerea B05.10 is the source of this 1377-nucleotide messenger RNA. RefSeq lists its product as hypothetical. The record is from RefSeq and is a predicted model, not a curated record. The coding region runs from base 585 to 980 and encodes 131 amino acids. The transcript is spliced from 2 exons. NCBI's taxonomy places the organism in Eukaryota, Fungi, Ascomycota, Leotiomycetes, Helotiales, Sclerotiniaceae.